Molecule: messenger RNA, 1080 nt
Organism: Zophobas morio
Lineage: Eukaryota; Metazoa; Arthropoda; Insecta; Coleoptera; Tenebrionidae
Product: mitochondrial import inner membrane translocase subunit Tim22-like
Exons: 2
Coding region: 500-1051 (183 amino acids)
Biological process (GO): protein insertion into mitochondrial inner membrane
Cellular component (GO): TIM22 mitochondrial import inner membrane insertion complex
Molecular function (GO): transmembrane protein transporter activity
Source: RefSeq, a predicted model, not a curated record
AAUAAAAAUCAGGACUUACGACAUGAGAGGCUUCCAGUUCCUGGGUUAACUUGUUUUUAAUGUAGUCUUCCGUGUACUGGGACAUUCUUCUAACGGUACUUUGCGACACGCUCCGGGAAAGCACGGCAAAUCCAGGCGUUUUGACAGAAGACAGGUUAAGACGGUUAAACAUGCUAGGGAAGUGCUAUUAGACUUAUUAGAGGUUAAUAACGACAGUUUUAGGGCAAGGGGUUGUAUAGAAGUUUUAUUUUUUGACAGUAUUUUGGUUGCGAAGUAAUUUUUAUUUAAAUCUUUUCUGAAAUUGUCCCUGAGAGUUUACGACAAAGUGGCGCCCUCUGUGACACCUGUCAUUUUUUUAACGUGAAAUUUUAAUUUAUCUUAAUUUAAUGAAAAACAACCUCUCAUACUUAUUUAAUUGUGCACAGAUUAAAGUGUUCAUGUGUCUUAUGCAACGAUUUUUUCGUGGUUCGUAAAGUGAAAUAUUUAAAAAAGUAAGGUUAUGUCUCAACAACCCCCCGACAGUCGCCAGUUGUCCUCGGAACAAUGGUCUUUUCUCACCCAAUACUUCGUCGGCAACAAUUACCGCUUUCGUGAAAAUAUCAUUAUUCCGAAAAACUUGGGCCCCGUUCAGAUUAAAUCAAAUGAAGAGAAAAUGGUGGAAGCAUUUUUUGAAAGCUGCCCCUUCAAGUCUUUUAUGAGUUGCGUUAUGGGGUACGGUUUAGGGGCUGCUAUUGGUUUGUUUUCGAGUAGUGUAGGACCGACCGCGACGAACGUCGAACAACAAACAGCAAGACAGGUCUUCCAAGACAUGAAGAGUACGACACUAAGUUAUGCAAAGAAUUUUGCUGUUAUUGGAAUGAUAUUUUCAGCGGUGGAGUGCUCUAUAGAGACGAUGAGAGGGAAGUCGGAUUGGAGGAAUGGAACAUACGCGGGUGGCGUAACAGGGGGUCUUAUUGGCUUGAGAGCUGGAGUGAAGGCAGGCGUACUGGGGGCCGCCGGGUUUGCCGCGUUUUCGACAGCCAUAGAUUAUUACAUGCAUUCUAGGUUUUAGUGUAAAGUUUUAAUAAAUUGUUAGGUGUA